AGAUCAGGUAUGCUGGAGGUUGGUGUUGACAGGAUCAUUUCUCAAGUUGUGGAUCCAAAGAUAAAUCACAUAUUCCGGCCUCAGGUUGAGAAAGCCGUUCAUGAGUUUUUAGCAACUUUGGAUCGGAAAGAAGAGCCUACUGCUGUGAGUCUUGUGCCGAACUCUGAGAAGUCAGAGCCAACAACUCCAGGUCUUUCGUCUAGUGGUCCGAGUACAAGCAAAGCUGAUGAUGCUCUUUCUAUUCUGGACACAAUAACCUCACUUAAUCAGGAAGCCAGUGCAGCCAGGUCUACAGUAGAAAAUGCAUCUAAUAAAAAUGGGGAAAAGAGCUCCAAGAAAAACCUUACUUCGGAAUUUAAGACUCAACAAAGUUUUGAUUUGGGAAUGGAGAAAGAUCACACUACUGAAGAAAUAGAAAAGCUUGUAUUAGAAACCAAAAUAGACGAUGGAAGGAUUUGUUCUAAGUCAGAAGGCUCAAUUAAUGUUUUGAUGCCUGAGAAGGACUUUGAGGAAAAGAAGGAAACAUCUGAGAUCAUAGAGGAAUGUGUUGAAGAUAUGAACGCAAUAAAAGACAAAAUUGAUAAGGUGGAUAAGAAGGAUGUGGUUGUUUUAAGAAGGGAUGAAUAUUUUGGACUUUCAAAAGAGGAAAGAAGAGGAAAGGGAAAAGAAUGUGAAUCUGUGAAAUACAUCACUGCAGCUCUGACUAUUAAGCAGAAAGCCAAGGAAAACUUGAAGAAAGAAUAUUCUUUGGACGAUUCUGAUUUUGAAGGCCUCAGUGACAUCACUGUUAGUUCAGUCCAUACCAGUGAUCUGUCGUCUUUUGAUGUGGAUGAUGAUGAAGAGGAGGAGGGUGAAGUUGCGGCUUCUGACAGCACUGAAGAAGACCAGGAUCAAAGUUCAGAAGAAAAAGAUACUAAAUUGGAAACAAAUGAGGAACAAAAGGAGGGCAGAGCAAAACCUGUACGACAUCCAUACGUCCAUAAACCGUUUCUGUAUUCAAAGUAUUAUAGUGAUUCGGAUGAUGAAGAAACGGUAGUUCAACGUCGACAGUCAAUCGCAAAGGAAAAAGCAGAGCGGUUACUCAGGCGGCAGUGGAACAGGGAAAGGGGAGAUGAUAAGCAUAAACAGGUGGAAACUGAUAAAGACAGACCACCAAAAGAAAGGUGCAGUGAUGAAGAAUAUCACCAAACACUGCAAAAAGGUAUUGAUAGUAAUUCGGACGUUGUGAUUAAUUCGAGGAAAAUGCAACAAUCAGCUGCCUUAAAUUCUAAAGUAAAUAAAGCAACUUUAAAAGAACAAAAAGUCUUGGAGAAAAAAGUGGCCUUAAGAAGAAAAAGAAAAGGAGAUUUAAGAACCCUAUCAGAGGAACAUGUCUUGCAUGAAGAUCGAAAAAGAAAGCGUGCACAGCCAGAAGACUUUAAAGAAAGACAGACUAAAAUGGAGAGCAAAGAGAAGGUGGUUACUUCCUCUAUUUUAAAAGAUUCCAGGAGUGCAUCAUCCUCAGAUGUGCCAUCGAAGCCUAUGAGAAGACUUUCAGAGUGCAUUCAAUCAAAUGAGAGUAGGAAUGAAGUGAAAAUAGAUCGUGAGCCUUGUCGAAAGCAGCUAAGAAGCAAUUCCUCGUCUCAAGAUUCUGAUAUGGAAGCAUUAAAAGUGUCAACAAAUAAUAAACUUAAUAACUUUGAAUCAGAAGGAAAUAUGAAUGAAAAAGAGUUAUCUAAGCAGAAAGAUGAAGGAAAGCACAUAAAAGAAAGUGAUGAGCAAGUGGUGGUGUCUAAGAGUGGUUCUGCAGACAAUAUUCAUGUAGAUGUUGAUCAGAAGCUGAGGAACCCUUCAGAGGAGAAAGCCAUUCCAAAUUGUCUUUAUAUUAUCGUGUCAAAGAGUGACAACAAAACUCCAGUUUCCUCUAAUUCUUCAGAUUCACCUGUAAUUGAACAGAGUCAAGAUGUUAAGCCAAAAGACCACUCAAAAGUGAAGGAAGAGAAAGGUGAUGAAAAAGGGAAAGAAAAAAGACGUGAUUCUGAAAGCUUUUUGUCAAAAUCCAGGGACAAUAUACAAGAAGACACAAAAGGCCAUGAGAAGAACAAAGAAAAGAGGAAUGAAGCUGAAAUUAUUCGACCAAAAUUCAAAGAAAACUCUCAAGAAGACAUUAAUGCCAGUGAAAAGGUGAAAGAGAAACAGAAUAAUUCUGAAAACCCUUAUACCAAAUUCCAGGGAAACAUGCAUGAAUAUGCUAAAAGCCAUGAAAAAAGCAAAGAAAAGAAAAAUGAAGUUGAGCAGAGUCGAGCAAAAUUUAAAGAAAUUGUGCAAGAUGAUAAAGGCAAGGAAAAGAGAAAUGAUUCUGAACGCUCUCGGUCUCGAUCUAAGGAAAGUGUGCAGGAAGAUGUGAAACGCAAAGAGCGGAGAAGUGAUUCUAGAAGCUCUUGGUCAAAAUCCAGAGAGAGAGUGCAGGAAGAUUCAAGAAGUCAUGAGAAAGUGAAAGAGAUUCAAGCUAUAUCUGAUAGCUCUCAGUCAAAAUUAAAGGAAAAUUUUCAGGAAGAUGUGAGGAGUAAAGAGAAAAGAAAGAAUUCUGAAGAUGCACGAUUGAGGUCCAAGGAGGAUUUGCAUGGUGAUAGGCGCAACGAGAAAAGACUAGAAAGGAGACACAAUUCUGAAAGCUCUCAAUCAAAAUUGAAGGAAAUAGUUGAAAGUUCUCGUUCAAAAUCGAAGGACACUGUUGAAAGCACAAAGUCAAGACCCAAGGACUGCAGUGAAAGCUGUCAGUCAAAAUCCAAAGACAGUACUGAAACUUCACGAUCUAAAUCCAAGGAUAGCAUUGAAAGCUCACGUUCAAAGUCAAAGGAUGCUGUUGAAAGCUUAAAGUCAAAAUCUAAGGACAGCAUUGAAAGCUUACAUUCUAAAUCCAAGGAUAACGUUGAAAGCUCGAGGUCAAAACCCAGGGACAGCAUUGAAAGCUCACGGUCCAAACCCAGGGAUGGCUUUGAAAGCCCACGGUCUAAGUCCAGGGACAGCAUUGAAAGCUCAUGGUCAAAAUCAAAGGACAGUACUGAAAGUUCAGCAUCUAAAUCCAAGGACAUUACUGAAAGCUCACGAUCUAAACCGAAGGACAAUGCAGAAGGUCUGCGAUCAAAAUCCAAGGACUGCAUUGAAAGCUUUGGGUUGAAAUCCAAGGACAAUGUUGAAAACCUGCGGUCAAAAUCCAAGGGUGGCAUAGAAUACUCACGAUCAAAAUCCAUGGACAGUGCUGAAAGCUCACGGUCAAAACCCAAGGACAGUGCAGAAAGUUCAAGGUCAAAACCCAAAGACAGUGGUGAAAUCUCGAGGUCAAAGCCCAAGGACAUCACUGAAAGCUCACGUUCAAAGCCCAAGGACAGCGGUGAGAGUUCACGGUCAAAACCCAGGGACAGCUUUGAAAGCUUGCAGUCAAAAUCCAAGGAUAGCUGUGGGAGCUCACGGUCAAAGUCCAAGGAUAAUGUUGAGAGCUCGCGGUCAAAAACCAAGGACAGCAGUGAGAGUUCACGGUCAAAACUAAAGAAUAGCUGUGAAAACUCGCAUUCAAAAUCCAAGGACAGUGUUGAAAACUUGCGGUCAAAGCCCAAAGACAGCAGUGAAAUCCCACGGUCGAAAUCAAAAGACAGCACUGAAAGUUCACAGUCGAAAUCAAAAGACAGCACUGAAAGCUCACAGUCAAAAUCAAAAGACAGCAUUGAAAGCUCACAGUCAGAGUCCAAGGACCGUGUUGAAAGCUUGCGGCCAAAGUCCAAGGACAGUCGUGAAAUCUCACGGUUAAAAUCAAAAGGCAGCUCUGAAAUUUCACGGUCAGAAUCAAAAGACAGCUCUGAAAUCUUGCAGUCAAAAUCAAAAGGCAACACUGAAAUCUCGCAGUCAAAAUCAAAAGACAGCGCUGAAAGCUGGCAGUCAAAAUCAAAAGACAGCGCUGAAAGCUCACAGUCAAAAUCAAAAGGCAGCGCUGAAAGCUGGCAGUCAAAAUCCAAGGAAGUUGUUGAAAGCUCUCGAUCAAAAUCCAAGGACAGCGGUGAAAUUUCACGGUCAAAAUUCAAGGAAUAUAUUGAAUGUACUCAGAAGGGAACAGAAGAGAGACAUGCCACUGAAAAGAUUCAGUUUAAAACCAGAGAUUCAGAGACAUCACAAUUAAAACCUAAGGAAAAAUUAGAGGCAAAUGUUCAGUUUGUAAAAGCAGAUAAGAGCCAUGAUUCUGAAUCAGAAUCCAGAGAGAAAGUAUGGGAUGGUGUCCAAGACAAUGAAAAGGGAAUGGAAAAGAAACCUGAUUAUGUAAACACUUGGUCAAAAGCUACGGAUCAUUCAGAAAGCUUUCAAUCAAAAUUCAAGGAGAGUUUGCAAGAUGACAUUCAAAGCAAUAAGAAAGAAACUGAAAAAAGGCAUGAUUUGAAAAGCAUUUAUUUUGAAAAGUCCCGAUCAAGGUCCAAGGAAGACUUGCAGGAAGAUGACGUUAACAAGAAAAUGGAGAAAAUACAUGAUUUUGAAAAUAUUCAGUCAAAAUCGUGGGAAUCUUUUGAACAUUCAUGGGUAAAAUCUAAAGAGCAGUCUGAAAGCUUUCAAUCAGAAUGCGAAGAAAAUUUGCUGCAGGUUAUUCAAAACAGUGAGAAAGAAACAGAUAAAUGUCUUUCUGAGAACAUCCAACAUUUAAAAUCUGUGGAACA
Messenger RNA from Rhincodon typus (whale shark), 4679 nucleotides. It is a transcript of the gene bod1l1, whose product is annotated as biorientation of chromosomes in cell division 1-like 1. NCBI's taxonomy places the organism in Eukaryota, Metazoa, Chordata, Chondrichthyes, Orectolobiformes, Rhincodontidae. The record is from RefSeq and is a predicted model, not a curated record. The transcript is spliced from 8 exons. The annotation marks the transcript as partial.